AUGUCGACCUCGCAGGCUGAGCAUGCCCGGGUUCACCCGCGUCGGCGUCCCUUAAAGACAGCACCCCCCUCUCUUUCUUCUUCGACAUCGCUGGAAAGCUAUGUCGCAGACUCGUCGUCGCCGUCGCCAAACUUGAGUUUGAGGAAAGGAGAAACGUUCCAUUCGCCUUCCCCACCACCCACAGACGAUCUUGAUCCGGUGCUUAGCUUUAGGUCUCUGCCCCAGCGCUCACCUACAUGCCCCAGAAGCCUAGAGGCCAUCGCCGCCCGAGAGCAGCGCAUGGUCGACUACCUGAGCAAUCUUAACCUCAACUCCUUGGAACCGUCUUCUCCUCUUUCCGACAAGAACAACGGAGACGAUCUUCCUGUUCCUCGAGCCAUCCUUCAAGCCCACAUAGAUUCUCAGUCAAUGGCGGACCGAGUCAGCAAACCUGCUCAAUCCUCUCAGCUAGACGCUCCUUCCAAGGUACGCAAGAGCCAUUGCCAUGCCUCGGACAGUGGACUGGGCACUUCCCUCAGCAGUGAGAACAUGUCGGCCUCGGACAAAAGUAAAGUGAAAGCUGGGCAGUUAUCUUAUGAAUCUCAGUCGUCUGCCAAAGCUGCUACUCGAAUGACUCAAUCGGCCAUCACAAGCUCCAUCUCGGCGUUUGAUGCUAAGCAAUCUCAGAAGCGUCAACUGGGGUUGCCUGCAUGCAAGCAGAUUGAACGCCUCGUCAUCAAGCCCAUCCUCAAGGAAGAGAGAUUGAAGCCUUUCCAUCCCCUCGUUCAAAGUAUCCCUCAGCGAAUUGUAGAUAGAGAAAUCGGGUGUCUCCGUGACCUCGAAAAGACACUCUUGUGGUUGGCACCGAAUUACGCAGCUUCCAGAGCUUCGUACCUCCGUUUCUGCGAAUUUACGAUUCAGUGUCUUCAUACGUCGGUCUAUCAUCUCAACGAACGCGAUCAACGGCUGCCGGCAGACAGGCCUUACACUAACGGCUACUUCCUUGAUCUCGUCGCACAGAUUCGCCGAUAUGCAGCUAUGAUUAAUGAGUCCCGGAACAGCAUGCCUUCUAAUAAUGAACCAGCACAGGGCAGUGCAAAGGCUAGUGCUCCAAGUGAACGUGUUACCCUGGAGGGUGGAUUAUCCAAGAACGGACGGCCUGCUGAACUCGUGGUUCACAAGGACGGCGAGAUGAUCUCGCUGCGCACAGGCAAGCCCUACGAAGAGAAUGCCGUUCCUGCGAUGAAGCGUUCCCUCAGCCUUCGCUCCGUCGAUGAGGGCGUUGAGCGAUCCAUGGCUCGUCGCAAGAAGAAUGCACCUCCCAUGGACAUUAACCAGAAGUGCAAAGACUGUGACAAGGUCUUCAAAAGACCUUGUGAUCUAACGAAACAUGAGAAGACGCACUCUCGUCCAUGGAAGUGCUCCGAGCCUUCCUGCAAAUAUCACGAAAUUGGAUGGCCAACGGAGAAGGAGCGAGACCGCCACAUCAACGACAAGCAUUCCAGAGCCCCAGCUUUGUACAAGUGCAAAUUCGCGCCAUGUACCUACUCAUCAAAGAGAGAAAGUAACUGCAAGCAGCACAUGGAGAAGGCUCACGGCUGGGAUUACGUUCGCUCCAAGCAUAAUGGCAGGAGCAGCAAGAAGGGUCCCAACGGAACUACGCCCCAGACUCCUAGCAUUUCUACUCCUAGCUCGAAGGCUCAGGACAUUGCAACACCACUUACCGGUUCCGCACCCUCGCCCUUCGAACCCGUCACUGUUUAUCCUCAGAACCCGCCGUUCUCAUUUGCGGAUCCCCCUACCCAAACAGGUAGCGGCGACUUCCCACUUUUCACUGCGAAUAGCCCAUUCGAGGAUCUAGCCGCUGGGGUAAAUGGUUUCAGCCCGCUGCCAACCACUUCUUUGGACUUUCAAGCGUUUCAGUCCCAGCUCGAAGGGGCUGACCCUAAUGGCCUCAUUCCCCUGACUUUCGAUCGUCAAUCGUUCGACUCCGCGUCUCCAGUGCCGGACUUGAUCAAUGGAACCAUGGGAUUCGAUAUGUCGCCAGUGGCAUCCACCGAUAGCAGCAGCCUGAACUUCGACCUGGCAUGGAGCCAGCUCGACGCUCAAAAUGUCGAGGAAGAAUUCACAACUCUGACCAUGCAGAUGCUCACGCCAGAGCACUCGGUCCCGAUGAGUGCCUUGAACUCCUUUUCUCGGGACCCCUCCAUCUCGAAUCCCUCUCCUCUCCCGGUCCAGAAACAAGAGAAUCCCCUCUACACGCCCGACUCUUGCCACGUCGAUGAAGGCGUCUCGGAUCUUUUCGAUCCCAGCUACCAGAGCAAGGCGGAUUUUAUGCUCUUCGACCAGAAUGCCAAUUUUGGGGCUGGUUCUGUGGACAUGUCCGGUACAUGCCAUCUCUCGACGCUCCACAACGCGAAUCAAAUGUUCCCCUCUCUCAAUACCGAGGAUCUCAAUUAUAUGACUCAGGGGUGGCCCCAAGAUAUGGAGAUGGAACAUUUCUAA
Molecule: messenger RNA, 2484 nt
Organism: Aspergillus pseudoviridinutans
Lineage: Eukaryota; Fungi; Ascomycota; Eurotiomycetes; Eurotiales; Aspergillaceae
Gene: ace1
Product: putative C2H2 transcription factor (Ace1)
Exons: 5
Coding region: 1-2484 (827 amino acids)
Biological process (GO): regulation of transcription by RNA polymerase II
Cellular component (GO): nucleus
Source: RefSeq, a predicted model, not a curated record